CAUAAGCAAGCUGUCUGACUGGUGUGCUCUUUCGUUUCCCUCGCCUUACUAUUACUGCCACUUGAGGUUGUGUCUUCUCUUCUCUUGGGGGAAAUAAAACUAAGGAUGUUAAAUCAAAGAAUCUUCCCGGGAAUGGUUUUACUCCUGAUGCUUUUCUGCCACUUCAUGGAAGAUCAGACAGCACAGGCUGGGAAUUGCUGGCUCCGGCAAGCCCGAAACGGCCGCUGCCAAGUCCUCUACAAAAAUGGUCUGAGCAAGGAGGAGUGCUGUAAAACGGGUAGGCUUACCACUUCGUGGACUGAGGAGGACGUCAGCGAUAACGUGCUUUUCAAGUGGAUGAUUUUUAGCGGGGGCGCCCCCAAUUGCAUCCCGUGCAAAGAAACCUGUGAGAAUGUGGACUGCGGGCCUGGGAAGAAAUGUAAAAUGAACAAGAAGAACAAACCUCGGUGUGUCUGUGCUCCGGAUUGCUCUAAUAUCACCUGGAAAGGCCCCGUGUGUGGCUUGGAUGGCAAAACCUACAGGAACGAGUGUGCCCUUCUGAAAGCCAGAUGCAAAGAACAGCCGGAACUUGAAGUCCAGUAUCAGGGCAAAUGCAAAAAAACCUGUAGGGAUGUGUUGUGUCCAGGCAGCUCCACGUGUGUGGUUGACCAAAAUAAUAACGCCAACUGUGUGACAUGUAAUCGGAUUUGUCCAGAGCCUACCUCCCCUGAACAGUAUCUCUGUGGGAAUGAUGGAAUAACAUAUGCAAGUGCCUGUCACCUGAGGAAAGCUACCUGUCUCCUUGGAAGAUCCAUUGGACUAGCCUACGAAGGAAAAUGCAUCAAGGCAAAAUCUUGUGAAGAUAUCCAGUGCAGCACUGGGAAGAAAUGCUUGUGGGAUUUUAAAGUGGGCCGAGGACGGUGUGCCCUUUGUGACGAGCUGUGCCCCGAAAGCAAAUCGGACGAUACCGUCUGCGCCAGCGAUAACACCACUUACCCAAGCGAGUGUGCCAUGAAGGAAGCGGCCUGUUCCCUGGGUGUGCUUUUGGAAGUAAAGCACUCAGGCUCUUGCAACUGAAUCUGCCAAUAAAACCUGAGCCAUUGAGUCUUCAGAACUUGCUGCAGUUAUGACUUCAUAGAUUAUGUCACACGCACACAUGCGCGCACACACGAACACACACCCACACCCACAAACUGUAUGGCCUAACGGCAGGUGCCAAAGCGCAUCUCACUACAAGCCACGUUAAAAAAAAAUGCAACUUUCUUAUGGCUAUGCAGGGGGCUUUGAAAACAUGCACUGAGCUGCUUCUCCGCUGUUGUUGUCCAUAUUUAAACAACAGCUCCCCUGUAUUCUCCUAUCUAGCCAUUAAUGAAGAUCCUGAUGAAGAGGACGAAGAUGAUGACCAGGACUACAACUUUCCUAUAUCUUCCAUUCUAGAGUGGUAAAAAAAAAAACUUCCAUCAUUGUUGGAACAGCCAUUGGGCAAGAAAUUCAGUGUCCAUACUGUACAUAAGUGUAUGCUUAUUUAUUUGGCGAAGAAAAAAAUAUACAUAUAGUUGAGUCUUGUAGACAUUUAUUUAUACUGUGUCAUGGUUUAUAAUUUAUACAUAAAAAAUGUCUGGUUGACUGUACACCUUUUUUGGGAAGAAAUUUAAUCGUUAUGGGAUGAGCAGUGUUAUUUAUUGUGAGGUCUCUUGCUUGUAAAGUAAAGCUUUUUUUUUUCUUGUAAACUAUAAAUCCAUUCCUUGAGCUUAUGCCCCUCCCCUUCACAGCUCUCAUUUCCUCGUUUCCACUGAUGUUAACUCUUUUCCACUUUAACAAAACUUUGCAUGUCAGUUUCUGUUACAUUUUUUUUAAUUUAUUACAUUUCCUUCUUGCCAGUUCUGUACAUACAUCCAUGAUCCCUCGGGUAUUUGUUUACAAGGAAUCUUGACUGACCAAAAGGCGCUGUAAACAGACUUAAGUAUAUAUUUGGGGUGCAAUGAGGCGAACUUUAAGGAAACCUCUUCCCCUUGAUUUUUGUUCUUGUGAUGACAUCAUGUUUGGUGAUCUCAAAGUACUGGACACUUAAACUGUACAAUGAGAACCCAAGACCCAAAGAAAUCGGAUUAUGAAGGCUGUUAAUAGCUGUGGCUAAAUGUCAUGAGAGUAUAAUUUUUUUAUACAUUGUCACACUCAUCAAUGUUUUUAUCAGGUUGUUUCCUUGCAGAUGGUCCUGCAGUUCCACUUAAAAAAAAAAGUUCUUCUUGCUUCUCAUUCAAAGUGUUCACAUGUUAUAUCAAAGCUUUAUCAGUUCAAGUUUCUUGCUUUUCAUAAUACUUUUUUUUGAGGCAAUUUUAUAUUUUCAAACAUGGCGAGUUAAAUAUAAAUUCAUUUAAAUAUAUAGUUUUGUACUUUUCUACCAUGUAAUGUAUAUAAAAUGUGCAAUGUAUAUAAAAGUUAUAAUGUGUAUUUGUAAAUAAAUUAUGGGUGAAAAAAAUAAAAAAUUGGAUUUUUCCCUA
This is a messenger RNA of Hemicordylus capensis (graceful crag lizard), 2480 nucleotides long. It is a transcript of the gene FST, whose product is annotated as follistatin. The transcript is spliced from 6 exons. NCBI's taxonomy places the organism in Eukaryota, Metazoa, Chordata, Lepidosauria, Squamata, Cordylidae. The record is from RefSeq and is a predicted model, not a curated record. Gene Ontology annotation, molecular function: protein binding; activin binding. Gene Ontology annotation, biological process: regulation of BMP signaling pathway; negative regulation of activin receptor signaling pathway; cell differentiation. Bases 106 to 1056 code for a protein of 316 amino acids.